Messenger RNA from Paramecium sonneborni, 420 nucleotides. NCBI's taxonomy places the organism in Eukaryota, Ciliophora, Oligohymenophorea, Peniculida, Parameciidae. The record is from the annotation of a GenBank genome assembly.
AUGUUGAUUUAAGAAAUUUCUAUAAAUAAAGCAUAAAUUUCAAUAGCGAUUUCAGAAAAUCAAUUAAUUGGAGUAUUUUUAAAUUCUAGAUAAAUUAAUGUUUUGAUGUAUCAUUAAAUAAUUCUUAAUAAAUUGCAAAAGCAAAAUAAAAAGUUGAAGUUAAUUUUCAUUCAAAUCUUUCUAUUAAAUUAGAACAAAUAGACUUAAAAAUGGAAGAGAAAAGGAUAUGAAGGAUUACUUAUUAAUGAUUAAUCUAAUAAUAAGGAUUUAAUUAGUUUCACAAAUUUAGAAGAAGGAAGGUGGGUUUCUAUUUAAAAUAUAGCUUAAAUUAGAGAAAGUAAUAGGGUUAAGCUAGCUGAUGUUAAAAUGCCCUUUUUUUUAGAUUUUAGGAAUACUGAUGUUGAAAAAUAAAAUAUUUGA